This is a messenger RNA of Ramularia collo-cygni, 456 nucleotides long. RefSeq lists its product as uncharacterized. Bases 1 to 456 code for a protein of 151 amino acids. The transcript is spliced from 4 exons. The record is from RefSeq and is a predicted model, not a curated record. Lineage: Eukaryota; Fungi; Ascomycota; Dothideomycetes; Mycosphaerellales; Mycosphaerellaceae.
AUGUCUUCCCUCAAUUUCACUCCAUCGGACCCAAACACCACCACCAGGGAGGUCUUCACCUCCAACAUCACGAGCGUCCCGGUUCCAUCCGAUGCCUCUUCCAAUUGGAGGUUCUUCGCCGAAACCUCCAAGUCCCUCCUCGACAAACUUGCCCAUCACAGUGCCAUGGCUCCCAACCUCCAACAGACUUACAUGACGCCUGCUGCGUCCAAGAAUAAGGUGUACUUCAUGUGGGACUUUGUCGGCAGGACUCUGGGCUACCUGUAUAUGCUCCCAGUAACGGCCACCAACAUGGGUGAUGUCGAGAGCAGGUCAAUGAUGGCAGCCAUGUUGAUUCUUGAUGAGCAGCCCGGCAUGCUCGACCAGAUGGUCGGUGCGACUUAUGCUCAGACGCAGACCUUUGAAUUCGGCGAGGAUAUCCUUGCCGAUGCGAGGAGGCUGAAAAAUGGCCCCUGA